Messenger RNA from Boeremia exigua, 2910 nucleotides. RefSeq lists its product as uncharacterized. Lineage: Eukaryota; Fungi; Ascomycota; Dothideomycetes; Pleosporales; Didymellaceae. Bases 1 to 2910 code for a protein of 969 amino acids. Gene Ontology annotation, cellular component: plasma membrane. The record is from RefSeq and is a predicted model, not a curated record. Gene Ontology annotation, molecular function: calcium-activated cation channel activity. The transcript is spliced from 3 exons.
AUGGACCUAUCCACACGGCAGAACCAGCCCAGCUCUGGAGACGAGUUUCUGGAUCUGAUUGCGGAUCCAUUCUCGACCUCAAUCCAGCAGAGCUCCAUAUACGCCGCUAUUGUCUACUCUUUCGUUGUUACGGGUCUCCUCUUCCUCGUCUUCUGCUUCCUGCGCCCACGAAACAACCGCGUCUACGCACCACGAGCGAAACAUGCCGAUGAGAAGCACCGACCGCUUCCGCUGGACAAUGGUCCAUUCGAUUGGAUCAAGGCUGUCACAAAGGCGAAGGAGCAAGACCUCGUGGACAAGAUCGGCUUGGACGCCGUUCUUUUCCUUAGGUUUCUGCGCAUGAUUCGAAACAUUUUUGUCGUACUCAGCGUCAUUGCUUGCAGCAUUCUGAUACCCAUCAACUUCAUCGGGGGGUCGAAAUAUAGCGACGUUGCGACGCUCACAAAAUUUACGCCACAGUACAUCUACGGUGGUAACAAGUUCUGGGCGUUCGUCUUCGUAGCGUACCUUUUCCAAGCGACCGUCUGCGGCUUCAUUUGGUGGAAUUACCGGGCGGUGUUUAGGCUCAGACGUGCAUACUUCGAGAGCAAGGAGUACCAGGCCAGUCUGCACUCACGGACAUUAUUGCUCACCCACAUUCCUCCAUCUUCGCGGACUGACGCCGGAAUCGUUGAACUGGUCGAAUCGGGCAAACAGACAGACGGAGUUCCUAGAGCAGUGGUUGGCCGCAAUGUCAAGGAUCUGCCUGAGCUCAUCGAACAACACGACGAGGCCGUACGCGAACUCGAACAACACCUCGCGAAGUACCUCAGCAAUCCAAACCAGCUCCCUGCGAAACGACCCACUUGCAAAGCCAAGAAGGACGACGCAUCAACCCAUGGAAAGGGGAAAGUUGACGCGAUCGACUACCUCACAGACCGCAUUACAAGACUCGAGGCUUCCAUCAAGGACGUCCGAGAAAGUGUGGACAUGCGGAAUCCCAUGUCCUACGGUUUCGCAUCAUAUGCUCGUAUCGAGGAUGCGCAUGCCGUUGCAUACGCCACAAAGAAGAAGGGACCCAAAGGUUGUGACGUCUACCUCGCACCCAAGCCGCACGAUCUACUUUGGCAAAAUCUCUCAAUGAGUCGGAGGAUGCGCCGCGCAAGAGCUUUUUGGGACGGUCUGUGGAUGGUACUCCUGACAGUCGCUUUCAUUGUUCCUAAUAUCUUGACUUCGGCAUUCCUCUCCAACUUCGCGAAUCUUGGUCUUGUCUGGAAGGACUUCCAAACCAAUCUGAAUGCUCACCCAACUGGAUGGGCUAUUGCACAGGGUAUUCUAGCUCCUCUGGUGCAGACUCUGAUGUACAUGGGCAUCCCAGUCAUCUUCCGUCGAUUGUUCACUCACUCAGGCGAUGUUUCGAAGACGUCUCGAGAGCGUCACGUUGCAUCGCGUCUCUAUGCGUUCUACGUGUUCAACAACCUUGUUGUCUUCUCGGUCUUUGGCUCUGUAUGGCGCUUCGUGGCAGCUGUCAUUGGGGCCCAGAAUCAAGGCGUCUGGGAAGCCAUGAAGAGCGGGCAGCCAUUCACACAGCUCGUGACUGGAUUGUGCAACGUCUCCACUUUCUGGCUUACAUGGCAGAUGCAAAGGAACUUGGGUGCUGCAAUCGAUCUGUCGCAAGCCUGGACGUUUGCUUGGUCCUGGAUUCAGCGCACCUUCUUUUCUCCCACACCGCGCGAACUGAUCGAACUCAGUGCUCCCCAGCCAUUCCCCUAUGCAGAGUACUACAACAACUAUCUGUUCGUUACCACGGUCGGUCUCUGCAUGGGAUCACUACAGCCUAUCAUCUUCCCGGUUACUGCUUUCUACGUCGGCAUGGACUGCAUCUUCAAGAAAUACCUCCUACAGUACGUCUUCAUCACCAAGACCGAAUCCGGGGGCCGCUUCUGGCGCCUUCUCGUCAACCGCCUGCUCUUCGCCAUCUUCUUCGGCAACGCCGUCAUCGCCCUGGUCGUCGGCGCCAAAGGCGUCGGCAAUCAAAACGUCUUCGUCAUGGGCAAAUUUCUCUACGCCAUGGUACCCCUCCCGUUCUUCCUCUUCGGCUUCAAAUGGUACUGCAAAAAGUCCUUUGACGACAAGCUGAUCUACUACUCGACCCUCCCCGUCUCCGACAUGGAACCCGCCAACAACGCCAACCACCCAAAGGCCCGCAAGAGCGACAAAGUCGCCGUCCGCUUCGGCAACCCGGCUAUCUACAAAAAACUAAUCACCCCAAUGGUCCACGCCAAAUCCCAACACCUCCUCAAGGAAAUCUACAGCGCCCGCGACUCCCCCCUCUUCAACGCGCCCCACCGCCAUUCCACCGACCGCGCAAACCCCUCCUCCCUCGCCUAUGGCGACGUAUACAUGGCGGAUCUGGGCCCCGACGCCCCCGCCCUGCCCGCCGUAGAAGUCAUCGACGAAGCCGACCUAGACUUCGCGCACUUCAAGCGACGCGCUGAGUUCCGCGAGGCCUUUGGCGGCGACGGCGAACUGUACGGCCGGCCCGACGACCUGAUCUCGCGGCCGGGCACGCCCAGCACGCUCUCGACCUUCGUGGGCGGCGGCGCGUUCGCGAGUCCCGCGGGCAAGGCGGGGUCGCUGGCGGGCAGCCGCGCGAGCAGUCGCACGCGGCUGGAUGAGGAGAGCGAUGGGGGGCAUAGCUAUGCGAAGGGGUAUCGGCGGCCGAUGGAGGGGGAAGCGGAGGGGGAGCGCGAUAUGGUCGAUGUGUCGAUUCCGGGGACGCCGUUGGAUGUGGAGGAUAUGCUGCGGGCGAGUGAUAGUCGACAGCCGCUUGUGGAGCGGGGGAGGGACGGGUCGCCCGCGGGAGGGUAUUUCAAUAGAGGUAGAGGGGGGAGAGAGGAUGCGGGGUAUCAGCGGGUUCGAGAAGGGUAG